AUGACCCCUUCUAGUCUCUUGGAAAUUGGACAAGACCCAGAAACGUUAAAAGAAGCCGGUGUAUAUCUUCAUAUUCUAUGGAGAGAGGAUGAAACCACAAAACGAUUCUGGCUUUAUGUCGGACAAGCAUGUGUGCUGUGUCUCAGAAUCCAGAAACACAAAGAUCCUAAACAUCGUUGGAAGAAUAUGGGACUACAUUACGCGGUGUGGGGCUCUGCCGCGGAUAUGAAAUCAGCUUUUGUCACUCUGGCUAUCCUCGAUGUCCCAUCUUCCACUAAAACGCAGCUAAUUCUCAACCUGGCAGAGAUGUGGAUGUGUCUGGUAUUCCAAACGCUGACUUCCCUUCACUUAGACUCCUGGUUGCCGAAAAACACAAACGCCAUGUGGUCGGGUAAUCAUCUCAACGUUGCAUUGCCAUUAUGGCAAGGGUUCACAGAUACCCAGGAGAACAAGGCUAUCACUUACGCAAUUGGCGGCAGAUCAACAUUUCAGCAAUACCUUGCAUCUGAGGAUUCAGUUAUUCGGGCAUGGGCGGAGCAAACCAGGGAUGCGUUCAACGAUAUACGAAACUCACCUGACCCGGUGAUCAGAAAUUACUGGUGGAAUCUUCACAAGGAGCGUAUCCUUAAGGCGCAGGACACCUGGGGCAAAAAGAAAGCCAGCAUGGCUAAGCAGCACCUUGAAAGGGCCAGAGCUCUCGUUACAUUGCAUUCCGGAAAUCAUGGAGACCACCAAACCGAGGUCAGAGCUGGCAGUUUCAGGUUCACUGUUUCAAAAACAUUUGGGCUUGAUCUCCAUGACGGCGAUGAAGUUAUUCUCCAAUAUCAUCUGACCCCGACUCCACACCCACACGCUUACGCUCUUUCUGCUUCGAAAACAGAUCCUGCUACCUGCUUGGGGGUUUCUAUCCGCGGUCAAGACAGCCAGGGAGGUUUUCAUUGCUGGCUAAAAGCGACUGGAGAGUGCAAUUCACGAAAAAUGAACUCACUUGUGGACAUUCUGGAAGGUUAUUCUGCAGAGGAAAGUCUGGGGUUCAAGCGACGCUGGUUUGUUACCAAGUCUUUGAGUAGUCUAAACAGUGGUCUUUCGGGGAGAAAUAGGUACACUUGA
This is a messenger RNA of Penicillium concentricum, 1110 nucleotides long. RefSeq lists its product as uncharacterized. The record is from RefSeq and is a predicted model, not a curated record. The transcript has a single exon. NCBI's taxonomy places the organism in Eukaryota, Fungi, Ascomycota, Eurotiomycetes, Eurotiales, Aspergillaceae. Bases 1 to 1110 code for a protein of 369 amino acids.